AUGGCACAAGAUAUUGGUAAAAUAGAUAUAACAGAACGAACCAGAAGUAUUUUUGGUAGCAGAUUGCAAUCCAGCAUUGCUAGCCCAGUAUUUUCUUAUCAGCAGUCCCUAGAGAACGUCCCAGAAACAUUGGUGACAACUAUUGAUAAUGGUCUUCGGAUAGCUUCAGAAGACUCUGGAUCUCUAACCGCCACUAUUGGCUUAUGGAUCGAUGCGGGUAGUCGCUUCGAGAACGAUGACACGAAUGGCGUAGCACAUUUUUUGGAGCAUAUGAUUUUUAAGGGAACAAAGAGGCGUUCACAAUUGGCUUUAGAAGUGGAGAUUGAGAAUAUGGGUGGACAUUUAAACGCUUAUACAUCCCGUGAAAUGACUGUAUACUUUGCAAAGGUAUUGUCGAAAGAUAUUCCGAAGGCUGUAGAAAUAUUGGCUGACAUAGUUCAAAAUCCUUUACUUGGCGAAGCUGAAAUGGAGCGCGAAAGAGGAGUAAUUCUUCGUGAAAUGCAGGAAGUGGAUACGCAAACUGAUGAGGUAGUUUUCGAUCACUUACAUAGUACUGCUUAUCAGGGAACAAACUUGGCUCGUACCAUACUUGGCCCAAGUAAGAAUAUUAGGUCUAUAACGCGGGAUGACUUGCUCGAUUAUAUUUCUACACAUUAUACAGCUCCUAGAAUUGUUUUGGCUGGUGCCGGAGGUGUGAAACACGACGAUCUACUUAGGUUAGCGGAACAGAAUUUUAAGAAUAUACCGACAGCAUCUGAUAAAUUUUCUGGGCUAACUCAUUGUCGGUAUACAGGAAGCGAGAUUCUGGUUCGUGACGAUAAUAUGCCUUUGGCUCAUAUCGCUAUUGCAGUGGAGGGCUGUGGAUGGACUCAUCCUGAUUACUUUCCUUUAUUAGUAGCUAAUGCUAUCAUCGGAAAUUGGGACAGAUCUUUUGCGUCGGGGCAGAACAGUGGAAGUCGUUUGGCUAGGAUCGUACGAGAGAAUGAUCUAGCCCAUAGCUACAUGUCAUUUAAUACUUGCUACACGGACACUGGUUUAUGGGGGGCUUAUUUUGUCACAGAUCGCAUGAAAAUUGACGAUAUGGUCUUUAGCUUGCAAAAGGAAUGGAUGAGAGUUUGUACCGGUAUUACUGAAAAUGAAGUGAAGAGAGCCAAGAACAUGCUCAAGACUACUCUAUUUCAGCAGCUAGAUGGGUCUACUCAAAUCUGUGAAGACAUUGGACGACAAAUCCUAACUUAUGGAAGACGCAUUCCACUAGCAGAAGUAGAUGCUCGUAUUGAGCAAGUGACAGCCGGAGUAAUCAAGUCAGUUGCUUCAAAGUAUAUUUAUGAUCAGUGUCCAGCAGUAGCUGCCGUAGGUCCUAUUGAACAACUUCCUGAUUACAAUAGAAUACGUAGUGGGAUGUACUGGCUGCGAAUGUAGUUACAGCUAAAUAGUGACUUUUACUUUGAGAACGCCGUUAAAAUUUGUUUACUUUUUUC
Molecule: messenger RNA, 1481 nt
Organism: Trichoplax adhaerens
Lineage: Eukaryota; Metazoa; Placozoa; Uniplacotomia; Trichoplacea; Trichoplacidae
Exons: 19
Coding region: 1-1422 (473 amino acids)
Cellular component (GO): mitochondrion
Molecular function (GO): metal ion binding; metalloendopeptidase activity
Source: RefSeq, a predicted model, not a curated record